AUGGCUGGUCAGCCUGAGCUUGCAGACGCCUACGUCCUGAAGGCCGCCGACGGCAUGACGACUCCGCCGAGGAAGCUACGGCAAUUGAUGUCGCCUCCGACGAUCAGCCAAUCGCGCCCCGUAUACUCGGUGCGCGUCGCCCCACUACUUCCAUCUCUCGAUGACUGGAGCGAUGAAGAGCCCGAAGACGCUGAGCCUGUGAAGCCCUGGUCGCAAUCCGCAUAA
This is a messenger RNA of Phytophthora nicotianae INRA-310, 225 nucleotides long. RefSeq lists its product as hypothetical. The record is from RefSeq and is a predicted model, not a curated record. Bases 1 to 225 code for a protein of 74 amino acids. Lineage: Eukaryota; Oomycota; Peronosporomycetes; Peronosporales; Peronosporaceae. The transcript is spliced from 2 exons.